Messenger RNA from Closterium sp. NIES-67, 2621 nucleotides. Lineage: Eukaryota; Viridiplantae; Streptophyta; Zygnematophyceae; Desmidiales; Closteriaceae. The record is from the annotation of a GenBank genome assembly.
ACUCAUGACACCUGCUGGGCAACAGUCGGGCUGCCGGGAAAACCGGAAGGGCCUGUACUACUGUUGACUAAGUUCAGAUUGGUCGUCCCAAGAAUACAGUAGCAGGCGGCAUUGGUCGUCAUUGCCGCUCAGCCGUCACUGUUGCGACGUUUUGAGGGUCGCAUUGGAUUAGUUGAGGAACGGAGCUUGCGCACCGGUAGAAGCAUUCCUUUGCAAGGGCCGGAAAUUAUACUAUGUUCGCUUUUCGCCCCGUAAGCGUGGCCAUGGCUCAUCGUUGGACUGCUGACGGAGUGGACUAAGAAAUCACAAACAAAAAAAACUAUCGUUUUCUGUGAAGCUCUUUUUUUUGUUUCCGCGGAAGACUCCGCCGAUGGUCCGGCUUCCCCCCGCGCAACCCAUUCCGCGGAAAAUGCGCGACUCGCGAUCCCUACGGCAUGUGGACGAGUUUGAAAGACUGGCGGCCGAAAACGACGCGGACAGCGUCGCCGGCCGUCGCACGGACGACGCCGGCGACGGCGACGGCGACCCCUCCUCGUCGCCGCCCGCGGCAUCUGCGACCGCGAGCGACGUUGAGGCGCCCGUGCGAAUUCGCACGGUGCAUUACGACGCGCGACGGGAGACGGAUUACGUGAUCGUGGUUCACGGCACGUUCGACGCGCCACCCGCGGACGGCACGCGCACGUGGUACCAGCCUCCCGCUCCGGGGGAGCAGAACUUCUGCGCCAAGAUGGGCGCGCUGCUGGCGCGCGGACCCAUCGGCGCGGGGAGCGUCUGGCGGGAGCUUCCGCCCGAGUUAGCGUCGCAAGGGGCAGGAACGCAGGGAGCUGAGUCGCAUGGCGUCGCCGAGUCGUCGUCAGGGACAGUGUCGCAGGUGGCAGAAUCGCAGGGAGGCGAGGGGUCGCACGUGGGGGAGUGGCAGCGCAUGGUGGGCGGCGACGUGCCUUACCCGUUCUUCUGGGACGGCAGCAACACGCACGAGGGACGUGUGAAGGCCGCUGAGAAGCUCGCCCGCUUGUUUGACCUGAUAGCGCGCAGCGACCCGUCAGCUCGCAUCCACGUUAUUUCCCACUCCCAUGGGGGCAACGUGCUGCUUAAAGCCACAGAGCUGUACAUGAAGAAGCUUCCUACCGAGUCUUUGAGCAGCCUGCACCCGGCGAUCAGGAAGCGCUUCUGGGCGGCGCACAGGCGCGGAUUCGAUAUGGUGAAACCCCUGUCCAACGCGCUGGGCUCCCUCGUCUUCCUGGGCACGCCCUUCUACGUCAAGAAGUGGGAGCGCAACGGGAUACGGUGGCUGGUGGUGGGCACGGUGGCCAGCAUCGUGGUGACGCUGGUGGUGAUGUGGGGCUAUGCGAUGCUCGUCUCGUUUGCCAUCCGCAGUAUCGUCAGCCAUCAGACAGUGGACGCGCCCUACAUAGCGCCACUAAUCGCAUCGGCCCUCAUCCUGGUCUUUGCCACCAUCAGCGUCAGCAUCGAGCUCUCCCGCAGUGCAGCCUUCUACAGCGGCAACAUCUACCAUGCUCCGGACUUUGAUUGGUCGCCUGCCAUGUCAGCACUGGUCGUCCAUGCUGGCAAGCUUGAUGAGGCCAGCCUGGCACUCAGUUCCGAGCCUAUCGCCCGAGCCUACGUCUUUCCGCACCUAGCCAACAUGCUCAAGCUGCCCUUCUGGAAGAGCCUCCCCCAGCUGCCACCCAAAGGCGCCCUCGCAGUCGACUGGCUCCUUUUUUUCGCCACCUUCGGGCGGAUCCUUCUGUGGAACAUAAUUUUCAUCCUGCCAGCGAUUUUCAUCUCUCUGGCGUCCCAUGUGGUGGCGCCGAUGGUGAUAGGGGUGGUACGGAACGUGAUCGUGACCAUCAGCUUUGGCCUGGCUCAAAACGAGCUGAGCUUCGCCCAUGUCUUCAUGGAUGAGAUUCUGGACCUCGGACUUUCUUCCCAACACGUGGAGCACUGGAACGUGCAGGUGAGAGGCUGGGAAAGUGAGCGCAUGUUGGGGACUUGCAGUGAGCUGAGCUUCGCUUAUGUGCUCAUGAAUGAGGUGCUGGACCUGGGGCUGUCCUCCCAGCACGUGGAGCACUGGAACAUACAGGUGGGAAGGUGAUGGGAGUGUAAGGGAGCUUCUCAGUAUGCAGGUGCGUGAUUGUGACCAUCAGCUUCGGCCUGGCGCAGAACGAGCUGAGCUUCGCCCAUGUCAUCAUGGACGAGAUUCUGGAGCUGGGGCUGUCUUCCCAGCACGUGGAGCACUGGAACGUGCAGGUGAGGGGAGAAUGGGAGUGUAAGGGUACUAAACUGCGGAGUUUGGCAUGGCACAGGCUCAGAGCGAGCUGAGCUUCGCCCAUGUGGUCAUGGAUGAAGUUCCAUGUGGUCAUGGAUGAAGUUCCAUGUGGUCAUGGAUGAAGUUCUGGGCCUGGGGCUGUCCUCCCAGCACGUGGAGCACUGGAACGUGCAGGUGAGAGAAUAGAAGUGAUGGGUACAAACAAGUGAGUACUGGUGGCUGCGUAGAUACCAGGUGCCUAUGAUCGGAAAGGAAUAGGACUGUGAGGGUGCAUUUGAUUUUGCAGAUGAGUGAAUCGGAAAACCAGACAUUGGACUGUGCAGUGGUUAUUAAGUGCUUCGUGGGAAGACCA